Molecule: messenger RNA, 1095 nt
Organism: Heterostelium album PN500
Lineage: Eukaryota; Evosea; Eumycetozoa; Acytosteliales; Acytosteliaceae
Product: B-box zinc finger protein
Exons: 1
Coding region: 1-1095 (364 amino acids)
Molecular function (GO): zinc ion binding
Source: RefSeq, a predicted model, not a curated record
AUGGAUCAACAUCAAAAUUGUUUAGUUCAUGCAAAGUCUAUAGAGUAUAUAUGUUUGACAUGUACAUCUCUACUGUGUUCAAGAUGUGUUGUUUCACAACACAAUGGACAUCAACUUGAAGAUUUAGAUAGUUUAAUAUCAAAUUUCGAUAAUAAUAAUAAUAAUAAUAAUAAUAAUAACAAUAGUAAUAUAAUUAAUUAUAAAUAUAUGAAUGGUAGAUUAAAUGAUUUAUGGAGAUUACUUAAACAACAAGUAGAUUGUCAUCGUAGUUUAAUUGGUACAGAGCAAUCGAUUGUGGAUUUCUAUCAAUCAUUACAACAGUACAUACAGAAUGAACUUGAAAAGAGAACACAACCAAUCAAGAUGCAGAUUGAAAAGACACAGCAAACUGUAAUCUCACUACUCAACGAAAUAAAAUCAAUAGAUAAUAUCAUUAGAUCAUUUUCAAUGGAAUGUAAUAUAGAUAGUCUAUCUUUAUCUGAUAAAUAUACAUCAUCAUCAUCAUCAUCAUCAUCUUUUUAUAAUAAUAAUAAUAAUAAUAAUAAUAAUAAUAAUAAUAAUAAUAAUAAUAGUUAUAUAAAUAAUAAAGUAAUAGAUUUACAAUCAAUUAUAAAUAGUAUUAAUAGUAUAAAUAAUAUAAAUGAUUUUAUAAAUGUUUUUAAAACAUCUUUAUUUACAAAUAGCAAUAGUAAUAUUAGUAAUAAUAAUAGUAAUGAUAGUUUAUUUUCUAAUCAAAAUGGUAAAUCAUUGGGUAUUAUAUAUCAAUAUCUUACAAUGUAUAAGAAUUUUAAAUAUGAUUAUCCAUUUGGUUAUCAAGUACAUUUCAAUCUCAAUAUUGUCAAUGAUCUAAAGAAUAUGCUUGCUUUCUGUUUUGAUUUGGUGCGUGAGAGUAAUGAUCACAGCUAUAGCUAUACUUCAAAUAGUAUUGUUGGUAUUUCUGAUACGACAGCGGUAAACAACAAUCUACAUAUGAGUACUACUCAGCAACCUCAUCCUAGAGUAGGGAUCUUUUCAUUUGGAAUUGAUGAUGGUAGAUCCGUUGCCUAUAUCUAUGAUAUAUUCAACAACAGCACUUCGCUAGAUUGCUGGGCGUAA